UGAUAGAAAAUUUUCAGAGAUUUAGACCGACCGACGUUUCUUCAAAAGAAUAACCUCUGGUUUACGACUAUUAUUUUGUAUUAUUUUGCAGAAAAAGAAAGAUAUGAAUUUUCUCUCAUGAAUUUCCCGGGUUGAAUUAGAAAGGAAAUUGGGUAGAAACAAAGCGAUGGGCAGCAACACGUUUUCAGUCUGAAAAUAGAAGGAAGAGAAAUGAUGGCGAUAACAGCGCAUGCGAAUGGCUAUUGUUGAAUUUCCAUUACUUGCUUUCCUUGGUUUUCAACCUUCUCCAUGUCACCCCUUUACAGUUAAUGCUUGCGUUGCCUUGCCUUGCCUUGCGUUGCCUUGCCCAAUAUGCAAUUUUAACCGACAACGCUUGCGUAACUUUCUUUAGACUUAAUUAUUCAAUGCCAGAACCACCCACAAUUUGACUUCCAAUUACAAGCACACUUUCUUUCUUUCCAGACCCACCCUUUUUCUCUUCUAUACUUUCCUCGAAACUUCCCUCCAUCCCUCAAAGAAUAUUAUAUUCCACAAUUCUUGGAUGAUUGUAGACUUUUUUUAUCAACCUUUCCUUGUGAAGAACAUGACGGAGCAGUAAUGCCCGUGCUUGUUUACGGAAUUUUUGCGUCUUUAUAGGUCUGUAAUCACUCUACAACAAUAACAUGGACAACACAAACAACAACACAGAACUAACUCAUAGUCAAUCCCAUGUUGAGAUGGCGUCACUUAUGCAAGAAAGAGCAGUGCUUGAGGUUGAACGCGAGACCAGGGAGAAUUCUCCAAGACAAAAACACGCAUUUGAAAACAGAUCACUAUCUCAAGAUGGUGCAGAUAAUAUCAAUGAAUCUUUAUGUCAGAAGGGCAACAAUAUAGGUGGUUUUCUUGGGAGCAUCAAGAUUGUUAUAUUCUCGGCUAAACUUAAUAUACUCAUGAUUUUUGGUCCCAUUGCGAUUGUUGUGGAUAAAGCUUCUGGAAAUCAAAGUUGGGUUUUUCUUUUGAGCUUGUUGGGGACAAUACCAUUGGCUGAGCGUCUCGGUUUUGUUACAGAGCAGCUGGCUUUCUAUACUGGACCCACAAUUGGAGCACUUCUAAAUGCUACUUUUGGAAAUGCAACUGAAUUGAUUAUAUCAAUAUUUGCAUUAAGAAAUGGCAUGAUUCGUGUUGUUCAACAGUCAUUAUUGGGUUCAAUUCUGUCAAACAUGUUGCUGGUACUUGGUUGUGCAUUUUUCUGUGGGGGGCUCGUGAAUUAUAAGAAGGCACAAGUGUUUAGCAAGGCAGUUGCUUCAGUCAACUCUGGAUUGCUAUUGAUGGCAGUCAUGGGCCUACUAUUUCCUGCUGUCCUUCAUGCUACACACACUGAGUUGCAUUUUGGGAAAUCUGAACUGGCCCUGUCAAGGUUUAGUAGUUGUGUCAUGCUUAUAGCUUAUGCUGCCUAUCUAUAUUUUCAAUUGAGAAGCCAGCAAAAUCUAUAUGCUCCACUUAAUCAGGGAGAGUCUCCAAUUGAACAGGUGGAUUCAGAUGAUGAAGAAGUUCCUGAGAUAACAAAAUGGAAAUCAGUAAUAUGGCUGUCUAUUUUAACAGCAUGGAUUUCAGUCCUCUCAGAAUGCUUGGUUGAUGCCAUUACGGGAGCAUCUACUGAGAUGAAAAUGCCAGUGGCAUUUAUAAGUGUUAUAGUACUCCCAAUUGUUGGGAAUGCAGCAGAGCAUGCGGGUGCUGUAAUGUUUGCAAUGAGAGAUAAGCUUGAUUUAUCUUUGGGAGUUGCAAUUGGUUCGUCAACACAGAUAGCCAUGUUUGGGGUUCCCUUCUGUGUAGUUGUUGGGUGGAUCAUGGGACAGCCGAUGGAUUUGAAUUUUCAACUUUUUGAGACAGCUACACUUAUAAUUACUGUUCUAGUGGUAGCCUUCAUGCUGCAGGAAGGAACUUCUAACUAUUUCAAAGGACUAAUGCUUAUGCUUUGCUACGUGAUAGUUGCUGCAAGUUUCUUUGUACACGUUGAUCCUGCUCCAUUGCGGGAUGAGAACCAAAAACAUGGCUGAAUACAUUGGAAUUAUGCAUUGGAUUGGCUGCAGUGCAAGGUCGAUUUGUACACAGGAAAAAUUGUUUUUACAGAGAGAUCUUGUUUCUAUUCAUUCCUGGAUUCAAGCGUUUGUGACCAUAAGGUUGACAAGCUGCAACUGCUGAAGUCUUCUAAGUAAAUAUCCAUUGAAUCAGUUACAACUUCCUCGGUCUUGUUUUCACUGUAACUUUCCUAUGAGAUCACCAUUGCAAACUUUGGUUGUGCCUGGAGGCUUCAAUAUAAAGAGGGUGUUUAGGCGUAGGGUCUAGCUUUUAUACGAAAUGUAGAAAGUAGGAAUUCUUGUAAGUAGACCAUACUGCAGGUAUAUAUUUCUUUUGUAUAA
Molecule: messenger RNA, 2399 nt
Organism: Mangifera indica (mango)
Lineage: Eukaryota; Viridiplantae; Streptophyta; Magnoliopsida; Sapindales; Anacardiaceae
Product: vacuolar cation/proton exchanger 3-like
Exons: 12
Coding region: 663-2036 (457 amino acids)
Biological process (GO): intracellular calcium ion homeostasis; calcium ion transmembrane transport
Cellular component (GO): plant-type vacuole membrane
Molecular function (GO): calcium:proton antiporter activity
Source: RefSeq, a predicted model, not a curated record